CUGAGGGUGGGGUCAUAGCCCGCUGUCAUGGCGGUGCCCAGGGAGCGCUUUCGCGCCGCGUCGUCCCCGCCCCGUGCCCUCGUGUCCAUUAUUCUCCCAGUCCACAAUGCUGAGCCCUGGUUGGACGAGUGCUUGAAGUCUGUUCUGCAGCAGGACUUUGAAGGCUCCAUGGAACUCUCGGUUUUUAAUGAUGCCAGUAAGGACAAGUCUAUGGCUAUCCUUGAAAAGUGGAGGGUGAAGCUAGAAAGUUCCGGUAUCCUCGUGGUUAUUGGAGGGCAUGAUUCUCCUUAUCCUCGGGGAGUCGGAUAUUCUAAAAACCAAGCAAUAGCCCAGAGCUCAGGAACUUUCCUCUGCUUUCUGGAUUCGGACGACAUGAUGAUGCCACAGCGGGUGAGGCUGCAGCAUGAAGCCGCCCUCCAGCACCCGACAAGUAUCAUUGGUUGCCAAGUGAGAAGAGACCCUCCCAACUCCACCGAGCGGUACACACGUUGGGUCAACCAGCUCUCGCCCCACCAGCUGCUCACUCAGGUGUUCACCUCCCAUGGCCCCACCGUCAUCAUGCCCACCUGGUUCUGCUCCCGGGCCUGGUUCACCCAUGUGGGCCCCUUUGAUGAGGGGGGACAGGGUGUGCCGGAGGACCUACUGUUCUUCUACCAGCACCUCAGGAAGGGCGGUGGCGUCCAGCGUGUGGACCAGAGCCUCCUGCUCUACCGCUACCACCCGCUGGCGGCCACGCACUCCGUGCUCGAGGCCACCAUCUGGAGUCACCGUGUCAGCUUCCUGGAGGAGCGGGUCCUGCCCGGCUGGGCGGCCUUCACCAUCUGGAACGCGGGCAAGCAGGGCCGCCGGCUCUACCGCAGCCUGAGCGCUGGGGCACGGCGCAAGGUGGCUGCCUUCUGUGACGUGGACAAGAACAAAAUCAACAAGGGCUUUUACUGCUAUGAGGAUGCUCAGGAGAGGCCCAAGCCCCACGUCCCCAUCCUGCACUUCCGGGCUGCACAGCCACCCUUCAUUAUCUGCGUGAAGCUGGACCUUACAGGAGGUGCCUUCGAGGAGAACCUGGGAUCCCUGCAGCUACAGGAGGGCCAAGACUUCCUCCACUUCAGCUGACCAGUGGCCACAGUGGCUGUUCCCAGUUAGGGAGAAGACACCAACCUCCACCGUCACGGAGCUCCAUCUGGUGCUGCCCUUGGCCUCGUGCAUGGAAGGCAUGUGCUCUGCCCACUGCACCUGUCUCAUUGCCAGCGAUCCCAGGCCAGCCAGUGACUGACCAGACUCUCCGUCUUAAGACAAUUGCUGCUCUAGCAUCCUGAGGCCUGGCUGCUAACUACAAGCAGAGCCUCCUUUCUCAAUGCUGCUUGCUUGGUUCUCUGCAGCUGAGUCCAAGUUCUGCUCUGUAGACACUCACUCCCCGUCCUUGUACCACUGGGAAGGGUGGCCGCAUGUGGCCAGAGGCUAGAUGGCCACUACCCGUCAGAGGUCCCUGGCUUCAGCUUUUGUCUGCAGUGGAAGCUCCCACAAGCCUGACAAGGCUUCUCUCAGGGGUGAAGCUCUACCGCCAGGCUAGGAUGUAGACACCAGCGUGUCCUGCAGAAAGUCUUGGGCUGUGGCCACAGUGACCGCAGUACUAGCAGCAUCUUCACACUCACUGGGCUCUGCAGCUGUCCACCUGUCUCAAUGUCAGACCCAACUGCACCCCAUGGAUGGGAGUGCUGCCCUGGGAACUGGGGCUGCUCACGGCUCCCAUGGCAGCCAGCCCCAUGGAGGGUGUCUCCCCUUCUCUAUCCUGAGUGGGGAGAUAGCCACAGCCUCUUCAGGAAGGUGGUGUCACUGUGACAUCUCCUUGUUCUACCAGGGAACCCGGCAUACCAGCGGGAUGCAUGCUGGGAGCCCCUGUGGCCUCUCAGGCUAUGUGAGGCUACCAGAGGGUCCACAGACACCAGUGUGACCACUGCUCUGGCCUCAUGGCACCUGACCAGCAGCACUGUGUCUGUCUGGGACCACACCCCUCCAGGAGCAGCCUCCCUCCCCGGCACUGCCAGCAAACAGAGAUGCAGAGCUGCUCAGCACAUGAUUUUAUAAAAUGCAGGUGGGAGGUUAGGACAACAGCCCCACUCCCGGCCAAGAGAUGCAGGCAGAGUCCCUGGGUACAGGCAGCGGCUGAGACUGCGUGGGUCCUCCACAGUGAGCGGGGGUGGGGGGGGAGCCUGCACUGCCAGGACUGGAUCAGCAGGCGCCAGUCUGUGGAAGACAGAGGCAUAGUCAGUGCCGUCUCCCUCCCCUCCCCGCUCCUGGGUGUCUGGAGUCAGGCAGCUUCAUAUCUAGCUGGGUGUAAACUGUCCUGAAUAAAACUGUGAAUGCUUGUA
Erinaceus europaeus (western European hedgehog) is the source of this 2366-nucleotide messenger RNA. RefSeq names its product UDP-GlcNAc:betaGal beta-1,3-N-acetylglucosaminyltransferase like 1 (gene B3GNTL1). The transcript is spliced from 13 exons. The record is from RefSeq and is a predicted model, not a curated record. NCBI's taxonomy places the organism in Eukaryota, Metazoa, Chordata, Mammalia, Eulipotyphla, Erinaceidae. Bases 28 to 1110 code for a protein of 360 amino acids.